This is a messenger RNA of Rhizoctonia solani, 1491 nucleotides long. RefSeq names its product alpha-amylase. Lineage: Eukaryota; Fungi; Basidiomycota; Agaricomycetes; Cantharellales; Ceratobasidiaceae. The transcript has 15 exons. The record is from RefSeq and is a predicted model, not a curated record. The coding region runs from base 1 to 1491 and encodes 496 amino acids. Gene Ontology annotation, biological process: carbohydrate metabolic process. Gene Ontology annotation, molecular function: alpha-amylase activity; cation binding.
AUGCGCACUUCGCUUUCUUUUGUGGUGUUGCUCGCCGUAUCAGCCAAUGCGGCUCGUCGUUCCUCUCAUUUGCAUGCGGCCCAGCGAAUGCACCGACGUGCACCAAAUAGCGAUAAAAGUGGGAUACCUUUCCAACAACCGUGCAAACUCAUCGUGCUGAAAGCUCCGUUUACAGAGAUCGUCGUACAAAUGUUCGGCUGGAACUGGAAUAGUAUUGGAGAUGAAUGCGUUCAGUUUCUCGGCCCUACCGGUGUCGGAUUUGUGCAGGUCAACCCUCCUCAAGAGCAUCUAGCCGGCGACCAAUGGUGGGUGGAUUACCAGGUAGUCAGUUAUCAACUCCAGUCAAAGCGAGGGUCACGCGCUGAGUUUGCGGGGAUGAUCAACAAAUGCAAAGGGGCGGGUGUAAAAGUCAUGGUUGACACCAUAUGGAAUCAUAUGGCUGGUGUUGACAACGGCGUUGGGACUGCUGGAACUCAAUUCAGCCACUAUAAUUACCCUGGCUUGUAUCAGUGGAAUGAUUUCCACCAUUGCGGAUUAACCAACAAUGAUGAUAUUCAAAACUGGGGCGAUACCGAGCAAAUAUGGAACUGCGAACUAUCCAACCUAGCAGAUCUCAACUCCAACUCGGAAUACGUCCAAGGCAAGCUUGCGGAAUUCACCAACGACUUACUCAGCCUAGGUGUUGAUGGGUUGCGCUUGGAUGCAGCGAAGCAUAUUCAUCCAUGGGAUAUUGGCCAGGUUAUAAACCGGCUCUCGCGUAAACCAGACUAUAUCACGCAAGAGAUUGUCGAUACCUCUGGCUCUAUGGUCGGCAUGUAUACUGGUAUCGGUGAUAUCCAAGAGUUCCGCUAUUCUGAAGCGCUGAGGGACGCAUUUAAUUGGAACGGAAUUGCAGGAUUGAGAGGAAUCGAAAAUCGGGGGUGGUUGGCAUCCAACUUAGCCAACGUCUUUGUGACAAACCAUGAUCAGGAACACGACGGAGCUGUCCUUUCGUAUAAAUCGGCGAGCAAUACCUAUACUCUGGCUCACGUUUUUAUGCUAUCUUAUCCCUACGGCACCCCAACUAUCCUUUCCAGUUAUACUUUUAAUGACAAAAAUGAGGGUGCUCCAAACGGCUCAUACGGAACUUGCUACGGUGCGGGAGGGGUGAACAACUGGUUGUGCCAACACCGCUGGACUCCUAUCGCCGGAAUGAUUGGGUUCUACAAUCAAGUUGGCAACGCUGGUUUGACCAAUUGGGCACAAGGAUCCAACCAGCAAAUCGCGUUUGGUCGUGGUAGUGUUGGGUUUGUUGCUAUCAACAACGAGAAUUGGGAGUGGACGUCGACUUUCCAGACGUCCCUCCCGAGCGGUACUUACUGCGACGUGGCAAGUGGGAAGAAGGAAGGCAACAACUGCACUGGAGGAAGUGUUGCAGUCUCUAAUGGCUCAUUUACCGUGACCAUCCCCGGUCGCAGUGCAGUUGGCUACCAUACUGGCGCCAAGUAUUGA